This is a messenger RNA of Sphaeramia orbicularis (orbiculate cardinalfish), 3657 nucleotides long. Its product is annotated as chondroitin sulfate synthase 3-like. Gene Ontology annotation, molecular function: glucuronosyl-N-acetylgalactosaminyl-proteoglycan 4-beta-N-acetylgalactosaminyltransferase activity. Lineage: Eukaryota; Metazoa; Chordata; Actinopteri; Kurtiformes; Apogonidae. The transcript is spliced from 5 exons. Gene Ontology annotation, cellular component: Golgi cisterna membrane. The record is from RefSeq and is a predicted model, not a curated record. The coding region runs from base 641 to 3088 and encodes 815 amino acids.
UCUUGGUCCGAUCAUAACGGAACAACCAGGCACAACAUGAUGACAACUUACCUGUUUCUACUGUUGGUAGAAAUCUCAAAUCCGUUCCGAAGUUGAUAUAAAAACAAGCUUUUCGGCGAUUAUUUAUUUAUUUUUUAUUUCUAACAGUGAGUCCGGAGCGGAUUAAAAGUGGAACAUGACUUCCGCUGUGACUGUGAGAUAAUUAGCGGACUAGUUAACCUAGCUAAAAUUUGCCAAGGCGGUGAAAAUAAUUAGCUUUAGAUAUGUUACCACUGUGGGGAAGAACGGCACUAUUUUUGGUCGUUUGGAGGAUUUAACCCGGGUUAACGGUACUUGGCUGUUAAAAUGUUUGCUUUCCGGGCCGGUUUAGUUCUUACCGUUUAAGAUACAGUUACAAAGCUUAACAUUAAAACCUUGUGUAAAAGGUAGUAAACGGCUGCGCGCGAUCGUAAAAAUGUACUUUGCCACAUGAAAAAUGUCGGACUCGGUUGAAAGUGAGUGUCUGCACAUCCAGGACAGAUAUAAUGCUCCACAGAGGUGUUGGAUGCCCAUACACGUCAGCACCUCCUUAGACAACAGCACUAUUCAUCCAUUUACACCGCAGAGGUAAAACUCCUCAUCGGAUUAUAUUUAAACAGUCAUGGCUCUGAAAUCCAGGAGACCGUGGACGACCGUGAUUUUCGGCGUCUUCCUCGGAUUCACCGCGUCCUCUUGGCUCAUUGUGCCCCAGGUCCUGGACGGUAAACGGAAGAAGUCCGCCGUGUGUUCCUACUACGGGAAUGCUGUAGUGGGGAAAGCUCCGGAGGUCUUGGGUAACGCGGCGGAUGUCAGAAACCGGGACAGCCCGCAGGUCAGCCCGGACGGAGACAGGGUGUUCACGGCGGGGAACAGCAGCGGCGGUGGAGGUGGAGGGGUGGGGGCUAACGGGACCCCCACCGGCCGGCCCAAAAGGUUCCUCUACGUCGGGGUGAUGACCGCGAAGAAGUACCUGGAGACCCGGGCAGUGGCCGCCUACAAGACCUGGGCCGGUUCGGUACCUGGGAAGGUGGAGUUCUUCUCCAGCGCCGGGUCUGAAGCCGUGCACGUCCCCGUCCCGCUGCCCGUGGUGUCCCUGGCGGGUGUGGACGACUCGUACCCGCCACAGAAGAAAUCAUUCAUGAUGCUGAAGUACAUCCACGACCACUACCUGGAUAAAUAUGAGUGGUUCAUGCGGGCAGACGAUGAUGUUUACAUAAGAGGUGAAAAGCUUGAGUUGUUCCUCCGGUCGCUGAACAGCAGUAAACCCCUGUAUCUCGGACAGACAGGCCUCGGUAUGGCUGAGGAAUUGGGCAGGUUGGCCCUCGAGCCCGGGGAGAACUUCUGUAUGGGGGGCCCAGGGAUGAUCUUCAGUAGGGAGGUGCUGCGUAGAAUGGUCCCUCACAUCGGUACCUGCCUCAGGGAGAUGUACACCACCCAUGAGGACGUGGAAGUGGGCCGCUGUGUGCGACGAUUUGGAGGAACACAGUGCGUGUGGUCGUAUGAGAUGCAGCAGCUCUUCUACGAGAACUAUGAACACAACAAAAAAGGUUUUAUUGAAGAACUCCACAGCAGCAAAAUCCACAAUGCCAUAACACUCCACCCCAACAAAAAACCAGCCUACCAGUACCGACUCCACAGCUUCAUGCUCAGUCGCGAGAUUUCCAGGCUUCGUUACCGAACCAUCCUACUCCACCGUGAAGGUCUCAUUAUGAGUCAACUCAGUGAUACUGAGGUCCUUUGGGAGGACCAACAACUGGGGGCCCUACCUUCCUUCAUGCGCUACCAGCCCAGUGAGAGAAAUGAUGUAAUUGAAUGGGAUUUCCUGACUGGCCGCCAUAUUUACUCUGCUGUUGAGAAUAAAAUGGCAAGGCAAAGCCUUGGGAAUGCACUUCGGUCUGCAUUAGAAGACAUUAUAAUGCAAGUCAUGGAAAUGAUUAAUGAGAAUUCAAAAACACGUGGCCGUGUCAUUGACUUUAAAGAGGUUCAGUAUGGCUAUUACAGGGUGGACCCCAUGCAUGGGGCUGAAUACAUAUUAGAUUUACUGCUUCUGUACAAGAAACACAAGGGACGCAAAAUAACCGUACCUGUGAGGCGACAUGCGUACCUGCAGCAGUCCUUUAGCCGACCAUUUUUUACUGAAACUGAAGAGCUGGAUGUGACUGAACUUGUGGCUGCCAUCAACUCGGAAUCACAGAGUUUCUUGUCUAACUCUCUCAAGUUUUUGUCACCUUUCCAGUUCUACGAAUCAACCAAGGAGAUGUGGGGCCAAAGCCAGAGGAAGGUAAACAUCCUCGUCCCUCUGUCUGGGCGCUAUGAAAUUUUUGUGCGCUUUAUGGAGAACUUCGAAAAAGUGUGUUUGAUACCCAAGCAAAAUGUGAAGCUCUCUAUCAUUCUAGUUGACAAUGAAAGCAAUCAGAACAAAGGGAAACACAUGCAGUUAAUCGAUGACUACUACAGGAGGUAUCCUAAAGCCGACCUGUCCGUCAUCCCCAUGACCGGGAACUUCUCACGAGGACUUGCUCUGGAGCUGGGCUCCGCACAACUUGAUAAUGACACUCUUCUUUUCUUCUGCGAUGUUGAUCUUAUAUUUACUGCCGAUGCUUUACAGCGCUGCAGAGACAAUACUGUCCAAGGGAGACAGGCUUAUUUUCCUGUAGUUUUUAGUCAGUACAACCCCAAAAUCGUGUAUGCUGAGAACAAUCCAAGGGACAACAAGUUUGUACUCACCAAGAAGAGUGGUUUCUGGCGGGACUAUGGCUUUGGAAUCACCUGUGUUUUUAAGAGUGAUUUACUAAAAGCUGGAGGCUUUGAUACGUCAAUCUUAGGCUGGGGACUGGAAGAUGUAGAUUUGUUUACAAAAAUGAUCAAUUCUGGCUUGAAAGUGUUACGUAGUCAAGAACCAGGAAUUGUCCACAUUUAUCAUCCUGUUCACUGCAACGCCAGCCUCGAGCAGAAGCAACACAAAAUGUGCCUUGGGUCAAGAGCAAGUACUUAUGCAUCGACAAUGCAGUUAGCAGAGAUGUGGCUGGAGAAACACAUAGAGGUGGGCUAUAACAGAACGGCAUCCUGACACUCCUGCCCUUUUGGACUCAUGCAAGUUUACCUCAUUUCUGCCUCAAUGCAGACAAUAAUGGACUGCAUGUGACUGUGGAGUAUGUCUCCCUAGGUUGGAAAAAGGCCUUGACACAAAAAAAAUCACCCCAUCCAUCUUUCUGAAACAGACGUCAGUCCACCAAAUGAGCUGAAGUGACAGUAGCUGCACCUGAUGUUAAGGGACCGCUGGGAAAUGAGCAAGAUUGAACCUGGGUCCAGAACUCCUAAAUUACUGUUUAAAACCUGCAUCAUAUCGACACAAGUUGUUGUAAUGUCUCCACUUCUAAUCCACUGAUUGAAAAAACUUUACAUUUAAUUGAAUUGGCAAGGAAACAAGUAUGUAGUCGACCAAAGAUCUAAAGCUCUGAAUUUGGACAGAGUUCAAUGGGAAUUUUAGAAGCAGUUCCAUAUAUCAGGGGAAAAGCUACCAGAUGCAUAUUUGUCCAAUGUGGUCCAAACUGAGACGUGUCUACUCAAGUUUAAAGGAUCAACUUCAAGACCCACCCCCUCAUGUUUUAGAUAAAUAAUUGCAAACUGUGCUGGAUU